AUGGGCAAGUACACAACCAGAUCCCAGUCUUCUUCAGAAGGAUUAAACACCAGAAGUGGACAACGCCAUACUAAUGGCGGAGUUGGAGGAAGCAGUGCGCAGUCUGAAGGCAGGAAAAUAUUCGGACUGAACAACGUUCCUUCCGAGCUGAUUACGCACGUAGGAGAGGCAACGAUGGCAGCGAUGACGGCACUAUGCCAGAAGAUUUGGAAGGCGAAGAAGUGGCCGAAACAGUGCACCCAGUCUCUGGUCACCCCCCUACCAAAAAAGGGCAACCUCAGGCUGUGUAAGAACUAUCGCACCAUCAGCCAUCCCAGCAAAGUCAUGCUACGCCUCAUCCUCAACCGACUGAAAAGUAUGGUUGAGGAACUGCUGGCGGAAGAGCAGGCUGGAUUCAGAGCUAAAUGUAGCACAGUAGAACAAGUCUUCAACUUCAACUGA
Molecule: messenger RNA, 441 nt
Organism: Dreissena polymorpha
Lineage: Eukaryota; Metazoa; Mollusca; Bivalvia; Myida; Dreissenidae
Exons: 2
Coding region: 1-441 (146 amino acids)
Source: RefSeq, a predicted model, not a curated record